Molecule: messenger RNA, 3214 nt
Organism: Amorphotheca resinae ATCC 22711
Lineage: Eukaryota; Fungi; Ascomycota; Leotiomycetes; Helotiales; Amorphothecaceae
Exons: 5
Coding region: 360-2918 (852 amino acids)
Biological process (GO): monoatomic anion transmembrane transport; phosphate ion transport; polyphosphate metabolic process
Cellular component (GO): membrane
Molecular function (GO): phosphate transmembrane transporter activity
Source: RefSeq, a predicted model, not a curated record
CGCCUAACCAAUGAACCAAUGCUUGACACCCCGUGCCAUGUAAUGAACUAUACCACUUUCCUUAUCAAUUGCCCACCUUCGCAAUAGCCUCAGCCGCGUCGCCAGCGAAUCCCUCCUCUGAACCCGACAUAAGCCGCGCGGCAAGUUCUCUCAGUACGGAUCCUCAGUCCUCGACAAGGCUGGCAAGAGGGGGGAGUCGUGUCAGUCGUGUUGCGCUCAGCCGAUCCUUCGCAGACAACGACGUCGAGACCUUCGAACUCGUUGAUUACGUGCGCAUCCAGCGCCGUCGCGACCAGCAGGCACAGAAGAGAGCCACGCGGGCGGAGCUGAAGAUCCGCCAGCUGGACGAAGCAGACGAGAUGAAGUUCUCCCACAGCAUCCAGUUCAACGCCGUGCCGGACUGGAGUAGUCACUACAUCGCCUACAGCAACCUUAAGAAGCUGAUCUACCAGCUCGAGAAGAGCAUCAAUCGAGCCGAGACAGGCGACGACGCUGAACAUGCUCCCCUGAUACGCUCCAGCGAUGAUCCGGACCAGGUGUUUCAGCGCGCGCUAGAUGUAGAGUUGGAGAAGGUAUCGUCUUUCUACGAGAUCAAGGAGAGGGAGAUAUACGGCGAGGUAGAAGAUCUACUAAGGGAGAAGGCGGCUUUCGAGGCGGAAACAGAUGGGCAGGGAGAAAAUGGACGGCUGGAUAUGGGCAGUCGCAUGGGCGACCAUCCAAGGCGGACCAGCCUAUUCCGCAACUUCACCAGGCCCCGACGGGCAAGCACGAUCAGUCAAGCAUUAGACGGAGGAGCUGAUGACAGUGACGACGAAGAUGAUGAAAGUACUGCUCUGCAGAGAUCCAGAUUGUCGUUUACAGAUCGAAGCAAGAGCACACCACAUGAUGCGAAUGGCGGAGGAGAUGGGGCGGUAGAGACUUCAGAACCCAGCAAAUCGAUACGGCGCCACAGUCUUGCCUACGAUGAUUACGCCCACGAUGAACUCGCCAUUUUCUAUUCGUCGGGGAUCACAUUGAAGAAGCGGGCUACCAGUAUCUACGUGCAGCUCUGCGAGUUGAAAUCAUUCGCCCAGCUGAACAAGACGGGCUUCAGCAAGGUCCUUAAAAAAUAUGACAAGAUCUGCAACCGGAAUCUGAAGCAGAGGUACAUCGAGAAGUUCGUCGCCCCGGCAUAUCCCUUCAGCUCGGAGACUAUGAACCGUCUGGAUGAGAACAUCCACCGGAUGGAGCAGGCUUAUGCGGAUGUCGUUACCCAAGGCGAUGUGGCCGUCGCGAAAAAGGAGCUCCGCUUACAUCUGCGUGAGCACGUUGUUUGGGAGAGGAACACAGUUUGGCGUGAGAUGAUCGGUAUCGAGCGAAAGGCCGAAGCUGCUACCAUGGGCUUAAGGAGAACGUUGCUGGGUGCGGAUAACGACCCAACCAAGGCUCGACUGCAGGGCGAUGAUGAUAAUGAGCCAGACAUGAAAGAGUUGCAGACUCCGGUUGGGAGAGUGGCAUGUCCAACCUGGCUAUUGAGCUCAACGAUGCUCACUCUUGUCAUCAUCAUCACAGUCUUCUUCGUGCUGCUAUAUAUCCCGAUAUUUGAUAAGCCUGAGGAGCAGAAUUGUCUUGCCAUGCUUGUGUUUGUCAGUUUGUUAUGGGCUACUGAGGUCAUACCCCUAUUCGUCACAUCUCUCAUGAUACCCUUUCUCUGCGUUCUCUUGCGGGUGGUGCGGUCUGAUAGUAAACCGCACGAUCGGCUGGAUGCCGGUGCCGCAGCGAAAUACAUCUUUUCGGCAAUGUGGACACCGGUCAUCAUGCUGCUCCUUGGUGGAUUCGCAGUGGCUGCCGCGCUAUCAAAAUACGAUAUCGCAAAGAGGAUUGCUACUUUUGUUCUCAGCAAGGCGGGAACAAGACCACGGACUGUUCUCAUCACAAACAUGUUCGUGGCUGCGUUCGCGAGUAUGUGGAUCAGUAAUGUUGCGGCACCAGUGUUGUGUUUUUCUAUUAUUCAGCCAAUGCUACGAAACCUACCCUCCGACUCUGACAUGUCCAAAGCGCUCAUCUUAGGUAUCGCUCUGGCUUCGAACAUCGGUGGCAUGCUAUCUCCCAUCGCUUCGCCCCAGAACAUCGUCGCCCUCGACACCAUGUCCCCGCAACCGUCCUGGGGUGUCUGGUUCUUCAUCGCUCUCCCCGUCGGCAUCAUCUCCAUUAUCCUGAUAUGGAUACUUCUCCUCGUUUCAUUCAAGCCUGGGAAAGGUACAACCAUUGUGCCGAUCCGUCCUGUAAAGGAGAAAUUCUCCGGCAUCCAAUGGUUCAUCUCUUUGACUACACUGGGCACGAUCCUACUCUGGUGCUUAAGCCACCAGCUCGAAUGGCUGUUCGGCGAUAUGGGCGUCGUAGCCAUCAUCCCGCUCUUCCUAUUCUUCGGCACCGGCGUUCUCACCAAGGAAGACUUCAACAACUUCCUAUGGACCAUCAUCAUCCUUGCGGCCGGCGGCCUCUCUCUGGGGAGAGCCGUCAACUCCUCGGGACUCCUGCACACGAUCGCUGGCACGAUUACAGAAAACGUCGAAGGCCUCUCUCUGUACGGCGUCCUCGUCGUCUUCGCCUGCCUGAUCCUCGUCGUAGCAACCUUCAUCUCCCACACCGUGGCCGCGCUCAUCAUCCUCCCGCUCGUCUACAGCGUCGGCGUCGGCAUGGAAGAGCCGCACCCGAACCUGCUAGUCAUGGGAAGCGCCCUGAUGUGCAGCGCCGCCAUGGGCUUGCCCACGAGCGGAUUCCCCAACAUGACGGCCAUCAUGAUGGAGGACUCCCAGACGGGCCAGCGCUACCUCAAGGUCAAGCACUUCAUCAGUCGCGGUAUCCCCUCUAGCAUCAUCACGCUGCUCGUCGUUAUCUCCGUCGGCUACGGCCUGAUGCUGGUGGUGGGCAUGUGAACACACCUCAAUCUCGCACCUAUAGAAAAAAAGAAACUGGAAGAAAAAAACCAAACGAUCAAAAACACAAAGAUAAAACAAACAAUAGCGAACAAAGCUACCUAGGGACGGCGUUUCAAUCAUCCCUGUAAUCUAUCAAGAUUUGCGGUAUGGAGGGGGUAUUAGAAGGUAGCUAUCAAGCUAGAAAGGGAAAUAGAAAUUGAUUACUUUAAUAUAAGAAGUACCUACCUUAGACGGGAACCUACCUUUUUUUUAGAAAUAGGAAUGAGUGAAGGAAAGGAGGAGGGGAGGGUGGC